AUGGAGGUAGCGCGAGCUGUUCGGGGUUUGCGAUGGAAACUUGGCCCCCCGUCACUUGUACCGCUGCGUCUCGCCUCGACUGCCGCCGGAAAGACGCUCGGCAAGCCGAAAUCGAAGCCUCGACAGACCAUUCGCCGAUUCGUGCCCGAGGACGUCAAGAGGUUCGUCAAGGCCGACGGCAAGCUCCUCACGACGCGCGAGAACAAGGAGUUUCUCCUAAACUACGACAUCGAACCCGACAAUGGAAGGAUGACUCGAUUUUCGGCCGGGCCGGAUCUGCACAGGAUCGCGUCGGACUUCAAUGUCACGUUCGCGUUCAGCCCGAACCACGUUGUCCAUCCGCACGACCUGCGAUACUUUGAGCCCCGCGGCCACCCCCUCGCCGCGAUGAAGAGGGCUGAGUACGCUCGCAAGACCAGAGAGCAGCCGCUGUGGGUAAUGGUCACGAGCGCGGGCGGCGCAUCGGCGGUGGUACGCACUCUGACCCAGCGACGACUGGCUAGGGCAGUGCAUACGGCGUUGGAGGCAAUGGGGUAUCAAUCAGCCCCUGGGUUGAGCCCCACGAAGGAGAUCCGGGGGACCUUCUGGGCUACAGUACACAACCCUAUCAAGGCGGCGACGCAGUCUGCUGAGCGAUUUGGCAAGAUUGUCGCCGCCGCUCUGGACAAGGAAUGCAGCCGACGGAGGAGAUGA
Purpureocillium lilacinum is the source of this 693-nucleotide messenger RNA. RefSeq lists its product as uncharacterized. Lineage: Eukaryota; Fungi; Ascomycota; Sordariomycetes; Hypocreales; Ophiocordycipitaceae. The record is from RefSeq and is a predicted model, not a curated record.